Molecule: messenger RNA, 906 nt
Organism: Microthlaspi erraticum
Lineage: Eukaryota; Viridiplantae; Streptophyta; Magnoliopsida; Brassicales; Brassicaceae
Source: the annotation of a GenBank genome assembly
AUGAUUGCGUUUGAUGAUGAUUUAACCGAGAAAUCUAGCGAUAAAGAGUGGAAAGGUUUCACUGUUUUCCCCGAAGAAAAUCCUAGCCCUAACCCUAGUUUCAAUUUCUUGGUCAAGAAGGCAAUUAUGCAAAGCGAGAAAUCAACCGGUCCUAUUUUCUCCCGUUCGUCGGCAAGAGACGACAACUUCAGAAUGGUGUUGCCACCGGCAAUGCCUCCGCCUAGAGACUCCGCGGUUCCGCUUCCUAUGCUCCCGGAGCCGAUGAGAGUUCGGAAGAAACUUAGCCACCAAGAAUCAGUCCUCUUCACGAGGAAAUCUCGUUACUCAGAGAAAAUCCUCUACAAGGAAGAAGAUUUCAAAUGUAACGCAUUCUGCUUGUCUUUACCUGGAUUCGGGAAACAAAAGCCAGUUAACGUUAGAUCUUCUUUGAAACGUCAAGACUCGAUGGAGAAGAAGAUGAUCAGAGCGUCUUCCUUCACGCAUUCAACCGUUUCCAUACGCGCAUCGCUCGAGAAAUUCGAAUGCGGUUCUUGGGCCUCGACGACGGCCCUGACGCAGGAAAACGUCCGGUCUUAUUACGAUUUCCCGGUGGAGAUGAUGAAAUGCAACAGUAGAGGAGGAGGAAAUGGAGGAACAGAUGUGCAAGAACCGGUGACUUCUGGAUUCUUGUUCGAUAGAGAAACAGAGACUUUGGCUCUGAGAAGCGUUUUAAAGACGAGAAGUUCACGGUCGUCGGGAAGAGAUCACCAGAGAUCCGCUGAGACUUCACCACUACGCCGCGUAAGAUUUUCUACUACUUCGUCGGCUUCGGUUUCUUGCCCUACUUCGCCGCGUUCUUGCAUCACCCCACGGUUACGUAAGGCUAGAGAUGAAUUCAAUACUUUCUUGUCCGCACAAAACGCAUGA